AUGGCCACCCCCAAUGUCCUGACUUUUGAUGCUGAGGGUCGCGCCAUUGACUUUGCAGUCUGGGUCGAGGACCUGCAGCUGUUCUUACUGUGCGAUGCGAUAGAUGAGGUUUCUCUUUUUGACUUUGCCUCUCGCGCUGUCCCUGCCCCUCCUGCUGAUGCUGACCCCGCUGUUCGCUCCAAGUGGGCCACACGCGAUGCUGCUGCACGUCUUGCUGUGCGUCGCCACCUCCCUUCCUCCGAGCGUGCACACUUUAGUCAGUGCAAGACCGCUCAGGUCUUGUACGACGCUGUAGUUGCGCGCUACUCCUCCCCUUCCUCCGCUACGCUUAGCCGUCUCAUGCUACCGUUCCUCUUCCCUGACCUAGCUGCCUUUCCCACAGUCGCUGACCUCUUUACCCACCUCCGCGCUAGUGACACUCGCUACCGAGCUGCGCUUCCUGCUGAGUUCCGCGCCGCAAACCCUCCUCCCAUGCACAUCACUCUCUACUUUCUAGUUACCCGUCUCCCUGAGUCCCUUCGUGCUGUGAGGGACCAGUUUCUCUCUGUCUGUCCCACCACCCUCACUGUCGACCUCCUUGAGAAGUCCCUGCUAGCGGCUGAGAAGAGUAUCGUCACUGUAGGGGCCUCUCGUGGUGACCCUCGCACCCCCAUGUUUGAGGGGUGUUCUCCUUCCCCCCUGCUACCCUCUGUCGCCUCUGCUGCUGCGGCCGACCUCGUUGGUUUGGAGUCGGUCGGUGCGGCGUCUGCCCCCAGCGGUAGGCGCCGCUCUGGCAGGGGCAAGGGGGGCAAGGGAGCGGGUGGAGCUAGCGGGGGCGGUGGCGGAGGCGGUGGGGGCGGCGGGGGGAGUGGGGGUGGCAGUGGAGGUGGUGGCGGGAGUGGAGGUACUAGUGGCGGCAGUGGAGGCGGAGGUGGUGGCGGAGGUGGCGGUGGGAGCGGCGGGGGCGAAGGUGGAGGUGGCGGUGGUGUCGGCGGAGGCGGGGGCGGUGGUGGUGGAGGUGGUCGGAGUGGCUCGUCCCAGCGGAGCAGCGCUGGGGGUGGUCAGCGCCAGCAGCAGCAGCAGCAGCAGCGCUCUCGUGACGUCCCCGCCCCUCAGCAGCUCCGUGAGUGGUACUCGCAGCGUCAGCGUGGUGGGGCGUUUGGUCCCUGCACCUACGUUCUUCGCACCGGCGACCGCGCGGGUGAGCAGUGUGGGGGCACCCACACCGCCCGCCGCUGCUUUGGCCGCCUGACUGACGCUUGGCGCCAGCAGUUUCCGGAGGCCUCUGAGAUCCCCCGCUGGGGAGAGCUGUCUAGGGCUGGUGUAGCUAUUUUUGAUCUUGACUUUGAUGCUAUCCUUGCUGCUUUGUAUGCGGUGACUGUUAGUGAUGAGGGUGACUGUUACCGGUGUUUCCCGCCCGACCCGGGCAUUGGUCCUGCUGCUCUAGGUGCCAGUGAGGCUGCUGCUCUAGGUGCCACUGAGGCUGCUGCUCUAGGUGCCAGUGCGUCUGUACUCUCAGGUACUGGUGAGGCUGCGCUCUCAGGUACUGUGUCGGCUCCGGCCUCUCACACCUUCACCCUAGACUCUGGGGCCUCUCGCUCCUUCUUUCGGGACCCCACCACUCUCACGCCGCUUAGUCGGCCGGUUGCGGUGUCCCUGGCUGACCCCUCUGGGGGUCCUGUCCUGUCUCACUUCUCCACAGUCCUCCCGUGUCCGGCGGCCCCCUCUGGCACCCUGUCUGGUCUCUACCUCCCCUCGUUCUCUACGAACCUGGUGAGUGGUUCUGACCUACAGGAUGCGGGUGUCCACCAGUUCACUCCUGCUCGUCAGCGGGUGACACACUGCACAGAGGCUAGCACAGGUCGCCACCUGGCUACGUUUACACGUCAGCCAGGGUCGAGCCUGUACACACUGACCACUGCUUCUCCUCCAGGUGCCGAGCCUGGUAGGGUCCCUUCGUCUGGUCAGGUGUUUGCUGCAGCGUCCAGGUCUGGUCCUGAGUCUGCCCCCUGUUCGUGUCGUCGUCUGUCUCACGAGACCCUCCUCUGGCACCACCGCCUUGGCCACCCCUCUUUGCUUCGGCUCAGAGGCAUGGCCUCCCGUCUUCUUGUGUCUGGUCUCCCCCGGUCCCUCCCCCCCCUUCCUCAAGGCCCUGGCCCUACCUGUGUUCCCUGUGUCGAGGGGCGCCAGCGUGCUGCCCCUCACUCCUCCCAGUUUCCUCCGACAGAGGCCCCGUUGCAGACGCUUCACAUGGACGUGUGGGGCCCAGCCCGCGUCCGUGAACAGGGUCAGGAGCGCUACUUCCUGCUCGUUGUUGACGACUACUCGCGUUACACCACAGUCUUCCCCUUGCGCAGCAAGGGUGAUGUCACUGCGACCUUCACGCUUCCGGACUCACCACAGCAAAAUGGGAUUGCAGAGCGCCGCAUUGGCAUGGUCAUGGACGUCGCUCGUACGUCUAUGAUGCAUGCGGCAGCUCCCCAUUUUCUGUGGUCGUUUGCGGUCAGGUACGCGGCGCACCAGAUCAACCUCCACCCCAGGGUCUCCAGGCCGGAGACCUCCCCAGCCCAGCUGUGGAUGGGGAAGGUUGGCGAUGCGUCGGCGUUCCGGUUCUACCACCCCACCUCUCGCCGUGUUCUGUCCUCCCAGGACGUCACGUUCGACGAGUCGGUACCCUACUACCGCCUCUUCCCCUACCGCACUCCCUCCCUCCCCCCACCCCCGCUCUUUCUUGUCCCAGGUCCCCCCCCGGUAGACCCCCUCCCCCCUCAGGGUCCUGCCCCGUCAGGUGUGUCCCAGGUAGACGCAGUCGAGCCUGUCGAGGUCACUGGUGACUCUGGUGCUGCUGGUGGUGCUGAGUCUGGGGAUGCUGAGCCUGGGGGUGCGGAGCCUGGGGGUGGUGAGCCUGGGGGUGCGGAGCCUGGGGGUGCUGAGCCUAGGGGUGCUGAGACUGGGGGUGCGGAGCCUGGGGGUGCGGAGCCUGGGGGUGCUGAGCCUGGAGGCUCUCUCGGUCCUUCGUCUCGCCGGGAGCCACUCUCUCCACCGGAGCUGCGCGAGUGGUUUGCCCGGCGCUGGAGCUGUGCUACUGGUGCUGGAGGUUCGUCGGCCACUGAGGGUGCUCCUGUCGCGGGUCCCGGAGGUGCUCGUCCGGGGAGUACUGGAGCUACUGGACCUGGAGUUCCUGAGGGUGUUGGCGCUACGACUACCACUGGCGGUCCGCCUGGCGGUGCUUCUGGUGCUGCUGGAGGUUCUGGGGCUGCUGGAGGUGCUGCUGGGGGUUCUUGUGCUAUUGGAGGUGCUGCUGGCGCGGGUACUCCUGCUUGGGGUACUGGUCCUGCUGUUUCCGGCGUCGCAGCGCGGCCCCGACCGUACUUCGUUCCACUCCUGCUGCAGCUACAGCCUGCCUCCCCUUUGCCUUCUCCUUCUCCCUACGCUGAUCCUACUGGAGGUCUUACUGAGCGUCGUGAGCCUGCGUCUCGUCCUGCGUCGCCUGUUCGUCCUGCGCGCGCUAGUGGUCGCGGUUCGCGUCAGCGUCCUCCUCCUGUCCCUGGCACGCACCGGAUGUCCUUGCGUCCGACCACUGCUCCUCUGCGUGCCCCUUUGCCUUCUCCUCCUGCGUCCUCUCUUCCUGCUCUCGCCGACCCUGCGUCGGACUCUCUUCGUGCUGCCAGUCCUUCUGUCACGCGUCUCCUUGCUACUGUUGUCACUGACCCUUCUUUCGAGUCUACUGCUGCGUCUGCUCUCGUUACUGACCUCGUCGACUUUGCUGCUCGCUGUCGCUUAGACUACGCUGCUAGUCUUGUCCCUAGUCUGAGUCCGCCUGUCCUCCGUCUGUCGGGGGGAGACCCGGAUGCACUUGACAUCCCGACUCCGCGCUCUUACGCGGAGGCGAUAGAGGGUCCCUACUCCUCUCAGUGGCAGGCAGCUAUGGAUGCUGAGAUGGCUUCCUGGAAGUCCACAGGCACCUACGUUGACGCUGUUCCCCCUCCUGGGGCGAACAUCGUCAGUGGCAUGUGGAUCUUCAGGGUGAAGCGGCCGCCGGGUUCUCCGCCUGUCUUCAAGGCAUGUUACGUGGCUCGUGGUUUCAGUCAGCGACAGGGAGUUGACUUCUUUCAGACCUUCUCCCCGACCCCGAAGAUGACCACUCUUCGGGUACUACUGCACGUCGCUGCUCACCGUGACUACGAGCUGCACUCUCUUGACUUCAGCACUGCUUUCUUGCAGGGCAGCCUGCACGAGGAGAUAUGGCUGCGCCGCCCUCCUGGCUUCACUGGGUCUUUCCCUCCUGGUACCCAGUGGAGUCUCCGGCGUCCAGUCUACGGUCUCCGCCAGGCGCCACGUGAGUGGCACGACACACUGAGGACUACGUUGGCGAAACUCGGGUUUGCUCCUUCUACAGCCGACCCGUCGCUGUUUCUGCGCACCGACACUUCUCUGCCGCCGUUCUACAUCCUCGUGUACGUCGACGACUUGGUCUUUGCCACUACGGAAACUGCUGGACUCGCCUACGUGAAAGCACGCCGCACCAUCACCCUGACUCAGUCACACAUGGUGCAGCAGGUCCUUCAGCGCUUCGGCUUCACGUACUCCUCGCCUCAGGCCACUCCUCUGCCUACUCGCCACUCGCUCUCAGCUCUGCCUUUGGAUGAGUCCGUAGAGUCGAGUGGCCCGUAUCCAGAGCUUGUCGACUGCCUCAUGUACCUGAUGACCUGCACACGACCUGACCUUGCAUACCCUCUUAGCAUUCUUGCGCGCUAUGUUGCUCCUGGGAGACACCGACCAGAGCAUAUGGCUGCAGCGAAGAGGGUGUUGCGCUACUUGUGCAGUACGUUGGGCAUGGGGCUAGUGCUUGGAGAGCGCAGUCCAAUGGUCCUCACUGGGCACGCGGACGCUUCUUGGGCUGACGACCAGGCUACGCAGCGGUCGUCACAGGGUUACACCUUCAGUCUUGGUUCCGGCUCUGUUUCGUGGCGGGCUACCCGCUCGUCUUCGGUUCUCAGCUCGAGUUGUGAGGCUGAGAACUACGCCGGGGCUAUGGCUGCCCAGGAGCUUCGCUGGCUCACCUACCUGCUUACCGACCUUGGAGAGCCGCCUCGUUCUCCUCCAGUCCUGUACGUAGACAACAAGGCCAUGCUGGCCUUGUGUCGAGAGCAGCGACUGGAGCACAGGACAAAGCACAUUGCUCUCCGCUACUUUCUUGCACGUGAGCUGCAGCAGCGUGGACAGUUGCGGCUUGCGUACGUGGCCUCUGAGGCCAACAUCGCUGAUGUCUUCACCAAGGCACUUGCGCCUUGUGAUCAUCAACGCUUCUGCACCCAGCUGGGUCUUGUGCCUGUCUUGUCUCACUUGCUCUCUUCUUGA
Molecule: messenger RNA, 5340 nt
Organism: Closterium sp. NIES-65
Lineage: Eukaryota; Viridiplantae; Streptophyta; Zygnematophyceae; Desmidiales; Closteriaceae
Source: the annotation of a GenBank genome assembly